UCUGCAAGUGCCUUAAUAUUACAACCAACACGUCUCGAGAUCCUACCCAUCAUGCCCACUGCUGUAUCACCUCCUACCAACCCGCCCGAUCUCUCCAAGAAGCUGCCGAAACUCACGCCUCGCCGACGGCCGCAGUCGGAUGAGACGCCCUCGAAUCCACCACCACCAACGCCUAACCUUGCGCCGCCUCCAAAUCUCAAAGACCACAAUUUUACCAGACCGAGCAGACGCAUUCUCUCCGAGCGCGAUCACGAUCUCUUCACAUCAUCGGCAAGCCACGACUUGAUCAUCAGCUUCGUCUUCCACCUCUCAGAUUCGGUUCGCGACACCACCAUCUCUAGCAUACAAAAGUCGGAAGCAGCACGAGAUCCAGCAAUAGUCGCACUUCUCGCAGUGCUAGACGAUGCAGACCGUCUGGUGAAGGAGUGCCCACCCUUGGAUACAGGAUCACGAUUCGGCAACCCAGCUUUCCGAGACUUCCUCACAGCCGUUGACAACGCAAAACCUCAAUGGCAUACACAACUCGGCGUGACAGACACUGCCGCCCAGCAAGAAAUCUCCACAUAUCUCUCCCAGUCGUUCGGCAACGGAAGUCGCAUCGAUUACGGCAGCGGCCACGAACUGAACUUCCUCCUCUGGCUCCUCUGCCUUCGACAACUUUCUCUGCUCCCAACCCACCUCUUCCCGGCCCUGACUCUCCUUGUCUUUCCCAAGUACCUCUCCGUCAUGCGCUCCAUCCAAUCAACAUACUACCUCGAACCCGCCGGUUCCCAUGGCGUCUGGGGUCUCGACGACUACCAGUUCCUCCCGUUCCUGUUCGGCGCCAGCCAGCUCGUGGACCACAAACAUAUCCGCCCGAUGAGCAUCCACAACGAACUCAUCAUCGAAGAAUGCAGCAAAGACUACCUUUACCUCGACCAGAUCCGCUGGGUCAACGCGACGAAAACCGUGCAGGGCUUGCGGUGGCACUCGCCGAUGCUGGAUGAUAUCUCCGCGGCGAAGGGCUGGGCGAAAGUAGAGGGCGGAAUGAGGAAAAUGUUCCUGGCGGAGGUGUUGGGCAAGUUACCUGUCGCGCAGCAUUUCAUGUUUGGCUCGAUCUUGCCGGCCGCGGAGGGAAUGAGUAAGGACGCGGAGGAAAAGGUGGGAGAGGACGAAGUGGGUGAGGUGGAGGUCACGGUCGAUGGAAUGAGGCAUGUGCAUAAUCCAACGAGUUGGGGCGACUGUUGUGGGAUCAAGGUGCCCAGUGCGGUGGGCGCGAGGCAAGAGGCGCAGAAGAUGGGCCAGGGAAAUGGACUGAGGAGGGUGCCGUUCGAUUGA
This is a messenger RNA of Zymoseptoria tritici IPO323, 1317 nucleotides long. RefSeq lists its product as uncharacterized. Lineage: Eukaryota; Fungi; Ascomycota; Dothideomycetes; Mycosphaerellales; Mycosphaerellaceae. Gene Ontology annotation, molecular function: peptidyl-prolyl cis-trans isomerase activity; protein tyrosine phosphatase activator activity. The coding region runs from base 52 to 1317 and encodes 421 amino acids. Gene Ontology annotation, cellular component: nucleus; cytoplasm; protein phosphatase type 2A complex. The record is from RefSeq and is a predicted model, not a curated record. The transcript has a single exon. Gene Ontology annotation, biological process: mitotic spindle organization.